AUGCGUAGCUCACGAAGGGGGCCCUCACUGGGCGGAGGUCCGACGCCAGCUAAUCGCGCGGUUUGGGCCGUCCAGUGCCCGUCCGUUGGUGACCAACGCCGCGUCCUAAAGCCGCGGACGCAGUCGUGCCCCACAACAAGAGGGCUUUGGGGGCCCGUCGCCGUCGUCGUCCCGCUCACCCCUGUCCCCCAAAAAUCACUGGACCCACCACCGGUCGGACCCCCCAGCGGCAUGGGUCCCCCGCCCAGUAGGGGCCCCAAAGCCGCCGGCGCCCCUUUUCCAAAAGAAAAUGCGCGGGGGCCCGAUGCCACCACCUCUACCCCCAAACCCGUAUCCGCCCCGCUGGCCCCCGCCCGGGAGAUGAUGGAAAAACCCCCCCUGUCGAUGCGAUUCCCCCGCCACCCAUAUGAGGGCCCCCUGGCCACCCUCGCCAGUUCAGGUUCUCGAGGGGCCCCUGGCCACUCCCCCAGCUCACGGUCCAUCGACGGCCCCUGGCCACUCCCCAGCUCACGGUCCAUCGGGGGCCCCCGGGCCCCCCUCGCCAGCUCACGGUCAGGGGGCCCUGGCCACUCCCCCAGCUCAGGCCCACCGACGGACCCCUGGCCGUACAAAACCCCACGACGUCGCGCGCCGCAUCCCCGAUGGGCUCACCAUAUCCGCCCGAGCCGGGUACCCCCCGUCGCCCCAGGCCCUUCCGGCACCCCCAGUCAGAUGCCGAAGCCGACCGCGCCAGGGCAUCGCGGGCCCCCCAAAAAGGUCCCCGUCUCCACCCCUCAAAGGGCACCACGGCCCCGAUGGCACGCCGAUUAA
Molecule: messenger RNA, 810 nt
Organism: Dalotia coriaria
Lineage: Eukaryota; Metazoa; Arthropoda; Insecta; Coleoptera; Staphylinidae
Product: basic proline-rich protein-like
Exons: 1
Coding region: 1-810 (269 amino acids)
Source: RefSeq, a predicted model, not a curated record